CUGCAAAACUGCGCCGUCGGCUCGUUUCGUUCGCGGGCGGUGUGUCUGCCAAUAAUUCUCGGCUGUUGAUCGCGUAGUUGUCGCUCAAAUGCAUCAUUCAGCUCUAGUAUUCAUAGGUCUCGUCGGCGCAGUGUGUGCGACCGAAAGGGUCUUCGUUCCGCUUGCUCCUCAGGCGGUGAAAUUCGUGUCCAGCGAGACCAUCAAGUCGUCGCAGAUCGGCGAUGUCCUCUCGAGCAUUCUCGGUUUCACCGUUAGACCGUCUGAUCCCUGGAACAGCCUGGCACCUGUGAACCCUUUCAAGGUCCCCAAAACAACCCUCGUGCUAGACUUUGAUGGCUUCGACGGCGACACGACGCUGGAUGUCUCGGGCAAAAACUUUCCGCUAGAAAAUGACGUUAGCCUUCAGCAGCAACUGGAGUUGUUGUCUGUCAGAACACUGGAGAGGUUUGCAGAGCAGGAACCGGUGGUCCUCUACAUGAAGACAGGCGAAAAGCUGUACGGCGCCAAGAUGGCCUAUCCAGAACUGCUGCUCACCGUUUCACCAGAGGUGGACAGCCGCCUGAAGGAAGCCGUCAAGGAUGCCGAGCUGGCCAAGGUUCUCCGCGAUGGCACAUUCAAUGUGUCCCUGCCCGGAGACGACCAGUUUGCUGUUGAGCUGCACACUGCCAAGCUGAUGUUGGAGCAGCUGUCUCGGCAGGCAAACAAAGGUGGCACAGCUCCAAGCGUGGUGUGGCUGCGGCUGAGUGGUCUCCGCCAUGUCGUGGAUCGCUACACAGAGGAAUCGUACCAGGCCUCUCAUGCCUUGCGGCUCAUUCGCGAGUUUGUCAACAAGGCUAAGAACACCCUGAAGAAAGCAUACGGUGACAGGGCACUCCUGGUAGUCAUCACACAAAAUGACAAGACAGGAGGUGUUGUUCGCAAGGCUCGUUCACUCCUUGCAGCUGGUGACGAGAAUGAGGCACAACAGAACGCUGAACCACCCACAUCGCCCGCUGUCAAGGUGGCUGCCCCUGCUGCCCUCAAAGAUGGCGGCAGCUGGAACUUGGCAACUCCGUGGGACCACGAGGCGCACGUGGCCUUUGUGCUGAUUGGCUUCGUGCUGCUACUCUUGGCACUAGCCCUGUUUGGCAUUUCGGUAGGCCUGUGGUUCAUGGACCCUGGCCGAGACUCCAUCAUUUACCGCAUGACGACGCAGCGAAUGAAGAGGGACUAGUUAUGCUGUCAGCACUGCUUGCGCGAACUUGUGAGGAAGUGGGUUUCUUGGCAGCAAGGGUUGGACUCUAGAAAUAUUAGGUUUUUCCAAGCCUUGGUGUUAUUGCCCAGUUUUUGCACAUUCUGUUCGGACAUCAAGAGAUGGGGGGAAGGGCGAUCUUCAUGUAUAUUAGGUCAAGGUAGGCUAAGGGCUCCCAAACUCUUUCUCUAAUUAAAGAGUCUUGAACAAUGGCAAGGAAUGACUUGCUGAAAAAAGAAAUGAAGAAUGCAUUGGGGUAAUUUCUAUGUUAUAUUUAUUUCAUGAAAAAGCUAUGGAAUUUAUAUGAAGUGUGCUUGACUGAUGUACAUAGAGCACAAGGAACAGUGUUACAACAUUGCAUACUGGGGCGUGAUAGGUUUUUUGCUGGAAAUGUGAAUGGCAUCAACUCUCAUAUGAUGAAACCUUAUAUAAGGUGCGUUACACUGAAGUGAAUACAAAAACUGUAUUGUAUCAAGGAUAAGGUUGAUGGCAGCUCUGUUGGCUGCAUUGGAGUGAAAGAAUAUGUGUGAAGUAAAGAGGCAAGUACUUUCCUUGCUGCUCUGGAAUGGGGAGAAAGUGAAAUGGAGGGAAUAUGUCUUUGGAGCCCUUAGUCAACCUAUACUAUCUGCCCUGUGCGAAGUUGUAAAUUACAUUGUAAUGAUAUACUAGUAUUCAAGUUGUCACUUUUUCAUCUGGCAGCAAGAUGAUUUAUGAUUUGGCCUUUUUCUUUGGCUAUGACCGAUGAUGUUUUCAGGCAUACAAUGUUAGCACGGAGGAUGUAUAACAUGUUGUCAGGUUAUCGACGAUUCUCUCGGCACUACAAGCGGCUCAUGGUGUGCUUUCUUCUUCGUACAGCGUUUUUUUUACGUAUUUUUUUUGAAGCAAUAGCCAAGUUUCUUUUGUCUUACCACUUCUUAAUGUGGAAGACCUGACAGUUAAGGUGUUGAAAAUUGCGAUGUGUCAUGUUUUGUGUUUUAUUGCAACUGUUUUUGUGUUUCAUUGGGUGUAGCGAAGUGCAGCGGAAACAUGAGUGCACAGGGUGUAGGAGGUAAAAGAGGCUCCCUGAUGGUAUAUAUGCUUUGCAAUAUUAUUUGUGCAUUGACUUUUCUGUCCAGGAUAGUAAUGUAGCUUUGUAAGUCAACUUAUUAUGCGCAUAUGUGAGGCAUGAAUUGUUGGUUUCUAUAACUUCAUUUCUUCUCCUAUUCUACAAGAGCACAUUUUUGGCAGUUUACUGUAUAAUUAAUGUGGAUUGUUCUUCAUUUCACAGAUCGCUGCAGAUAAACCACCAGACAUGGCUUUUUGUUCAAAUCAUGCCUAUAUAUAUAUCUAUUAGUCUAGUGCGGGUUACUAUGUAAGCUAUCAGUUUAAUGUUUUUGCUCUAGUAAAAAUCUUUUCGAUAUGUCAAUGGAGUGUAGAUAGUGUAGAUUAGAGUUUAGUGUUAGUUUUUUUUAUUUCACUCAUGAAAUGAAAUGUAAAUAGAGAUGAAUCAUGUGGUUCUUGCAGUGAAAGUUCUCGAUCGUCUUGUUGUGUGUGGACAAAAACGACACAUUAUUGUUCUGGCUCUGUUCUUUGCCCAGUCUUCAGCAGUCGCCCUAAGUGUACAUACAUACCUGCUUGCAUGUCGAAACCUCUCAGUGCUUCUAUCGUGAAUUUGAAAAGUUUGCUGCAGUGUUCAUAAUGCUGCAUUUGCAGUGUUUACUUGAAUUUAUGCGCUUUUCACGGCUUCAAUUCUAGUGGGAUAAACCUUUCAUGAGUGGUUGUCCGAUUCAACACAACUUAGGUAAGUGCAUCUAGUCGUCAAUAUAAUAGUUAUGAUGCUCAAUACAAAUGUACGAAUCGACGGCAGCAGCUUGAUCAAUAUUGUAAUUUGCAAUUGUGUGGAUGUGACUGCGAGGCAUAACCGCAUGCAGGUCGAUAAAUUGUGACAUCUCUAUACAUAACUUGCAUUGAUGUUACUGUGGUAGCCAGCUUCGGGUACCAGCUAGUUGAGAUGCUGCGUAAACUCUUGCUUGAACGCGCAUGGUAAGAAACGGGGGCAUCAGAUUAGUGCCGAGGCCCCCUCCAAUCUUUGUGCUGUCCGUUGGCACAGCUGGUGAACAAAGGCAUGCGGCGAGAGCACGCACAAAAAAAAGUGGGGAGCGAACCAUGCACUGACAUCCUCAAAUGUGAUACAAAUUUACGCUGUCGGCCGUCUUCGCUAUCCAGUGGUGAGAACCUGUGAGUGACAUCACAAGAAAGUUAUGUAUCGACUACUCACUGCCAUCUUCAAUAAAUGCAUAAGUUGUCUGUUUGAUAUAUUUUAAAGCUUGUUUUUUUCUUUGCUGCGUCUUGAUUUAGCAGCCCAAGCAGCAUGCUAAACACUCUUUUACUUCAGAAUAGCUGGUGGUAGUUGCAAAAUGACUGUGUGAACCAAAGUCUUUGCGGAUGUCCUCGGGAGCCCAGCUUGUGCGACAAGCCUGUAUACUACAUUCCAUGUGUGGGAGGGGAUUGUGUUGCUCACGUGUUUGUGGCAUUGUAAAUGGCUGUCCAAUAAAAAUUUAAGUUAUAUUGUUUC
Rhipicephalus microplus (southern cattle tick) is the source of this 3785-nucleotide messenger RNA. It is a transcript of the gene ATP6AP2, whose product is annotated as ATPase H(+)-transporting accessory protein 2. The record is from RefSeq and is a predicted model, not a curated record. Gene Ontology annotation, biological process: positive regulation of Wnt signaling pathway. Gene Ontology annotation, cellular component: membrane; external side of plasma membrane. Gene Ontology annotation, molecular function: signaling receptor activity. NCBI's taxonomy places the organism in Eukaryota, Metazoa, Arthropoda, Arachnida, Ixodida, Ixodidae.